GAUGCUUUAUUUUUGACUCAAAAUCUUUCGGAAAAACUGAUGGCCGGGAUAUAAAGAUUCCUUCGCCGUUUUCCACCGGCAGAAAGAUCGACGUAAAACAGUUUCGCGAAAUGCUGAGUCAGCGUGUGUCACAUGACUUUUGAAGAUUGCCCUACCCUGUGACUGUUCUGAGUUUUACACGCAGCAGUUUUUUUUUUCACCAAGCAUGAUGGAACAACAAUAAAAUUUUUCAAAAUUUUUCACUUCUUGAUCAACUACUUCACACUUCUAUCAACUAGAAUAUACUAACUUAAUUCAAUAGUCAAUCAUGUCUCAUAGAAAAUACGAAGCACCACGUCACGGUUCCUUAGGUUUCUUACCAAGAAAGAGAUCAGCCUCCAUCAGAGGUAGAGUUAAAUCAUUCCCAAGAGAUGACAAAACUAAACCAGUUCAUUUAACUGCUUUCUUAGGUUACAAAGCUGGUAUGUCAACCAUUGUUCGUGAUUUAGACCGUCCAGGUUCUAAAAUGCACAAACGUGAAAUUGUUGAAGCUGUCACUGUUGUUGAUACUCCACCAGUUGUUGUCGUUGGUGUUGUUGGUUACGUUGAAACCCCAAGAGGUUUAAGAUCAUUAACCACCGUUUGGGCUGAACAUUUAUCUGAUGAAGUUAAACGUCGUUUCUACAAAAACUGGUACAAAUCCAAAAAGAAGGCUUUCACCAAAUACGCUGCUAAAUACGCUAACCAAAAUGGUGAACAAGUUGAACGUGAAUUGGCUAGAAUUAAAAAAUACGCUACUGUUGUUAGAGUUUUAGUUCACACUCAAGUUAAAAAAACUCCAUUAGUUCAAAAGAAAGCUCACUUAGCUGAAAUUCAAGUUAAUGGUGGUUCAAUUUCUGAUAAAGUUGACUGGGCUAGAGAACACUUUGAAAAAACCGUUGCUGUUGAUUCAGUUGUUGAACAAAAUGAAAACAUUGAUGUUAUCGCUGUUACCAAAGGUCAUGGUUUCGAAGGUGUUACCCACAGAUGGGGUACCAAAAAAUUACCACGUAAAACUCAUAGAGGUUUACGUAAAGUUGCUUGUAUUGGUGCUUGGCAUCCGGCUCAUGUCCAAUGGACUGUUGCUCGUGCUGGUCAAAAUGGUUACCAUUCAAGAACUUCUAUCAACCACAAAGUUUACAGAGUUGGUAAAGGUGAUGAUGAAGCCAAUGCUGCUACUGAAUUUGACCGUACCAAAAAAACUAUUACUCCAUUAGGUGGUUUCGUUAGAUAUGGUGAAGUUAAAAACGAUUUCGUCAUCUUGAAAGGUUCUAUCCCAGGUAUCAGAAAGAGAGUCGUUACUUUAAGAAAAUCAUUAUACACUGAUACUUCAAGAAGAGCUUUAGAACAAGUUACCUUGAAAUGGAUUGAUACUGCUUCUAAAUUCGGUAAAGGUAGAUUCCAAACCCCAGCUGAAAAACAUGCUUUCUUAGGUACUUUAAAGAAAGAUUUAGAAUAA
Messenger RNA from Hansenula anomala, 1477 nucleotides. It is a transcript of the gene RPL3, whose product is annotated as 60S ribosomal protein uL3. Gene Ontology annotation, molecular function: RNA binding; structural constituent of ribosome. The transcript has a single exon. Bases 308 to 1477 code for a protein of 389 amino acids. Gene Ontology annotation, cellular component: cytosolic large ribosomal subunit; ribosome. NCBI's taxonomy places the organism in Eukaryota, Fungi, Ascomycota, Saccharomycetes, Phaffomycetales, Wickerhamomycetaceae. The record is from RefSeq and is a predicted model, not a curated record. Gene Ontology annotation, biological process: translation; ribosomal large subunit assembly.